GAAGAUUUCCUAUAUGGCGGCCCACGAUUAAGCUCGGACAAUAAGGGUUGCGUGUGGGACAAGGAGUACAUCCUCCCUAGCAUCUCAGCCGUCCAUUCCACACUCAAACACCAUCACCUGCCGUCGGAUCCAAGAACCCACUCCGAAGCCCGACAUCCACCACCUCCAAAUCCGUCCUUUACCCCAAUUCUUCUUCCCCCGAGCACCAACCACCGUCACACCCUAGGGUUCCGGCGCCCCUCUUUUAUCCACAUUUUGCAGGGUUUUAGAAAAAGAUUGUGUAGUGUUGAUGGCCGGAGGUGGUGCUGCAGCUACUAAUGCUAAGGCCAACUCCAGUGGCCGCACCGGCAUUCGCAUCGUAGUCGCCGGCGAGCGCGGCACCGGAAAGUCCAGCUUGAUCGUCACAGCCGUCACCGAUGAUUUUCCGGCCGAUGUCCCGUCCUUGCUGCCGCCAAUGAGGUUGCCCGUGGAUUUCUAUCCCGAUGGCGUCCCUGUCACGAUUAUCGAUACGUCUUCUAGUGUGGAGAAUAGAGGUAAAGUGGCUGAAGAACUGAAGCGAGCUGAUGCAGUUGUGCUAACUUAUGCUUGUGACCAGCCUGCGACUCUUGACCGGUUGAGCGCAUUCUGGCUUCCCGAACUUCGUAGAUUAGAGGUAAAGGUGCCAGUUAUAGUGGUUGGUUGCAAGCUAGAUUUGAGGGAUGAUCAGCAAACAGUCAACUUAGAACAGGUGAUGUCGCCAAUAAUGCAACAGUUUAGGGAGAUUGAAACUUGUAUUGAGUGCUCGGCAAUUAAACAGAUUCAGAUCCCUGAAGUUUUCUUCUAUGCGCAAAAGGCAGUACUUCAUCCAACUGCUCCACUAUUUGAUCAGGAAGCACAAACUCUGAAGCCUCGGUGUGUAAGGGCUUUAAAACGGAUAUUUAUUCUCUGUGACCAUGACAGGGAUGGUGCACUCAGUGAUGCAGAAUUGAACGAUUUUCAGGUCAAAUGUUUCAAUGCUCCAUUACAACCUUCUGAAAUAGUAGGUGUUAAAAGGGUUGUUCAAGAGAAGCUACCUGAAGGUGUCAAUGACCGUGGUCUAACUUUGACUGGGUUCCUCUUUCUCCAUGCACUAUUCAUAGAGAAGGGGCGUCUGGAGACAACGUGGACUGUUCUAAGGAAAUUUGGAUACAACAAUGAUAUUAGACUCAGUGAUAGUCAGCUUCCACCCUCAAUCAAGCUAGCACCUGAUCAGAGUGUGGAGCUGUCAAGUGAAGCUUUGGAAUUUCUUAAGGGAAUCUUUCUCUUGUUUGACAUUGAUGGAGAUGGGGCCCUUAAACCUGCUGAGCUUGAAAAUCUUUUUUCUACUGCACCAGAAAGUCCUUUCGAUGAGGCUCCAUACAAGGAAGCUGCUGAAAAAACUGCCUUGGGAGGACUAUCUCUUGAUGGCUUUUUGUCUGAGUGGGCCCUUAUGACACUUUUGGACCCAAUUCGCAGCAUCGAGAAUCUUAUCUACAUUGGAUAUGCUGGCGAUCCUUCUUCUGCCAUCCGUAUCACUCGGAGAAGACAGUUAGAUCGCAAAAAGCAACAAUCAGACAGGACUGUUUUCCAGUGUUUUGUAUUUGGGCCGAAAAAGGCGGGAAAGUCUGCACUGUUGAGUUCGUUGAUUGGAAGGCCAUUCUCUGAUAUUUAUACGUCAACCACUGAAGAGCUCUAUGCAGUCAAUAUGGUUGAUCAACCAGGGGCAAAUAAGAAAACUCUUAUAUUGCGAGAGAUACCUGAAGAUGGAGUCCAAAAGUUGCUGUCCAAGAAGGACUCUUUGGCAGCCUGUGACAUAGCAAUAUUUGUUCAUGACAGUUCUGAUGAAUACUCAUGGAAGAGAGCAACUGAAUUGCUUGUGGAAGUUGCUAGUCACGGAGAAGUGACUGGUUAUGAGAUGCCUUGCCUCAUUAUUGCAGCGAAAGAUGAUCUAGAUCCAUUUCCGACUGAGAUACAAGAUUCAACGAGGGUAAGUCAGGAUAUGGGAAUAGAGGCUCCUAUACCUCUCAGCAUAAAGUUGAGAGAUUUUAAUAAUGUGUUCCGUAAGAUAUUGAGUGCUGCAGAGCACCCUCAUUUGAGCAUUCCUGAAACAGAAGCUGGGAGAAGUCGCAAGCAAUACCACCGGCUUAUUAAUCGCUCUCUGAUGUUUGUAUCUGUUGGAGCUGCAGUAGCCAUUGUUGGAUUGGCAGCUUAUCGAGUUUAUGCUGCAAGGAAGAAUGCCUCUGGUUAAAGGGUGAUGUUUUCUGCAGCUCCCGUUUCACAUGAGCCUGGCAAGUUCUAUUGGGCUUUUUAUGUUGGCUUCAUGGGCAGAUUGCAACUUUACUUCAUUUCUCAAGGUAGCUCCUUUGUAGAGAAUUUCUAGUUAAAUAGUAGUAGCAUACCUUGGGAAUUCUAAAAAUGAGAGCUUGUGAUCUUUGUAGGAUUUUACUCGCAACAUCAAUGAGUAGGUUGUUUUUGGCUUUUUUGGUUUUUGGAUGUAGUAAUUUGGAGGAGGUCCUUGAGCAUCACUUGUUGCCGUGUCAUAAAAUUUUGAAAAUGUAUGAUCUCAUGUGGCGGAAACCCUUUUUGUUAGAUUAAUUCGAGGACUUUGUUUCUCAACAUGGUUGCUUUUUUUAUUUUGUUCAGUAUUAUACUUUGCUUUUAUUC
Molecule: messenger RNA, 2661 nt
Organism: Diospyros lotus (date-plum)
Lineage: Eukaryota; Viridiplantae; Streptophyta; Magnoliopsida; Ericales; Ebenaceae
Product: mitochondrial Rho GTPase 1-like
Exons: 14
Coding region: 290-2245 (651 amino acids)
Biological process (GO): small GTPase-mediated signal transduction; regulation of mitochondrion organization; mitochondrion organization
Cellular component (GO): mitochondrial outer membrane
Molecular function (GO): GTPase activity; GTP binding; calcium ion binding
Source: RefSeq, a predicted model, not a curated record